Bactrocera neohumeralis is the source of this 5555-nucleotide messenger RNA. It is a transcript of the gene PhKgamma, whose product is annotated as phosphorylase b kinase gamma catalytic chain, skeletal muscle/heart isoform. Lineage: Eukaryota; Metazoa; Arthropoda; Insecta; Diptera; Tephritidae. The record is from RefSeq and is a predicted model, not a curated record. Gene Ontology annotation, biological process: glycogen biosynthetic process; protein phosphorylation. Gene Ontology annotation, molecular function: calmodulin binding; ATP binding; phosphorylase kinase activity. Bases 792 to 2642 code for a protein of 616 amino acids. The transcript is spliced from 13 exons. Gene Ontology annotation, cellular component: phosphorylase kinase complex.
UUCCGACAUUUGCUUUUGCACAUAAAAAUCUUUUCCUGCUCAUCUGAAUGUUGCUCUUCGACCAUUUGUGAACGAAUCAACGAAUAAACCACGCCGUGGAGCAGCUCAACGCAAGCGCGAGUGUGCAUCGUUGAUAUGUUGUGAGUUUAAAUAAAAACGAAGUGUCAGUGGAUAAAGAAGCAACAGUGGAAACAGCGCGAAACACAGCGACGGCAAAAGUGGUGGACUGAAAUCGCACCAAAUUUAUAAAUAAAUUGCUAUUUCGCAAAUGUUAAUUAUUUGCCGAGGCAAAGAAAACUUGCUAAAUAAUUUGUGAACAAAUUUUGCAGUAAAUAAUAAUGAAUAAUUAGUGCCAAAAAGAUAUAAAAAUAUAAAGCAAAGCAUGACCGAACAACAAAUUUAAAGUCUAAAGCAAGCGUAAGGACCCAUACAAACGCUAUGUUGAAAACUGCUGAUAAAUGAAAUAAAUAGCGCGUCAAAAACAGCAAAAUCAAAAACGUCAUUAAUUAACAAAUAAUCAUUUCGGUGGCUAAAACGUUGUACCCCGCUAUAUAAUCACCCAAAUCAACUCCCUUGGAUAUUACGCGGUCACCAAUCAGUUAACUAAAAAGCGAUUAAUGGCGUUAAGUUACUAAUUGAAUCGUGCUCUGAUUGUUAGUAUUGAAGUGUAGUUUACACUCUUCUCCAACCCCAAAUUUGCUUUUGAAUUAAAUAGCUUAAAUUGACUGUGCGCUGCGCAUUGAUUUUUCUUUGCAUUUUUGAAUUUGACCGGCAAAAUUCCACCAGAACCAAUGGCUAAGGACGAGGAAGAGGAUGAUGUUUUGCCCGAUAAGGAUGCGGCUAAGGGCUUUUAUGCAAAAUAUGAACCUAAAGAGAUAUUGGGAAGAGGCAUCAGUUCCACAGUACGACGCUGCAUUGAAAAGGAGACCGGCAUCGAGUUUGCCGCCAAAAUCAUCGAUCUUGGCGCCGCAACAGAAGCUGGUGAUACCAAUCCAUAUCAUAUGCUCGAAGCCACAAGACAGGAAAUUUCAAUACUCAGACAAGUUAUGGGGCAUCCCUAUAUAAUUGAUCUACAAGAUGUCUUCGAAUCGGACGCUUUCGUCUUUUUAGUAUUUGAAUUGUGUCCGAAAGGUGAACUUUUCGAUUACCUCACCUCGGUUGUAACGUUGUCGGAGAAGAAGACACGCACCAUAAUGCGACAAAUAUUUGAGGGUGUCGAAUAUAUACAUGCAAAGAAUAUUGUACAUCGAGAUUUGAAACCCGAAAAUAUUCUACUCGAUGAGAAUCAUAAUGUUAAAAUAACAGAUUUCGGCUUUGCGCGACAACUGAAGGGCGACGAGAAGUUGACAGACCUCUGCGGCACACCUGGCUAUUUGGCGCCGGAAACAUUGAAAUGUAAUAUGUUCGAAGGCUCGCCUGGAUAUUCAAAAGAAGUUGAUAUUUGGGCAUGCGGCGUCAUUAUGUUCACAUUACUUGUUGGCUGUCCACCGUUUUGGCAUCGCAAACAAAUGGUCAUGUUGCGCAACAUAAUGGAGGGCAAAUACAGCUUCACCUCACCCGAAUGGGCUGAUAUAUCAGAGGAUCCAAAGGAUCUCAUACGCAAAUGUCUAGUCGUCGAUCCAGCGAAACGAAUCACAGUGAAAGAAGUAUUAAAGCAUCCGUUCUUCAAUCAGAUGUUAUUCGAGCAAAAUAUCGAUGGACUGAAGCGCAGCCUAUCAACCAAAUCUAGGAGAAUGAGUCGCAUCAAUGACAUUGCACUGGUUUUAUGCUCCGAACCGUCCACUGAUGGCCGCACCACUUAUCAGCUGAAAUCGCAAAAUCUACGCAACUCGCCUAGCAGUGGCGCGCAGUUGUAUUACAAUCCUAAUAUCAUUAAAACACAGACGAACUAUAGUUACAACAAAUUACCGUCAACGUAUGCCAGCAAUAAUAUUAGCAAUAACAACAAUCGCAAGAGUAUGACAAACUUGUACUUAAACAAACAAGCGAGUAAUCAAAGCAAUAAUAGCAAUAACACCUAUACUACAAACGCAACUACUUCCCCGAGUACGACGUUCCCUCAGGCGUACAAUAACAAUUACAAUCAACGCAAUUAUCAAAGUAAUGGUAAUGCGUUUGACAACACUACGGCUGGUCCGACUACAUUCCUCUCUACAAAUCAAAAUAAUAACAGUAUUGGCAAUGCAACGCCGACGCCGACGCUAUUUAUAACGCAAGAGCAGCAGCAACAACAACAGCAGCAACAGUUGCUCUAUCAGCAGCAGCAACAAUGUAUACAAAAACAACAGCAAACAUAUGAACAACAGCGUCUUUCAAUCAGUUGGUGUUGUGGCAAUGAGAAUUUGCUUCUGCGUAAACAAAGUCGCUUUAAUGCACGCAAGAAAUUCCAAUUCGCCAUAUUGGUUAUACGUGCUAUGAUAAGAAUCCGUCGAUUGCGCUACACCGCCGAGCCAUUACGCGUCGAAGAGGCUAUACGCGAUCCAUAUCGGGUCAAGGUGCUGCGUAAGGUGAUUGAUGGCUGCGCUUUCCGCGUUUACGGGCAUUGGGUGAAGAAGGGCGAAGGCCAGAAUCGUGCCGCACUCUUCGAGAACACACCACGCACAGAGUUGCAUGCGCUCUACAUAAACAACUUGAGUCGAUAGUUUGACGAAGACUCAAAACCGUGGAGCAUAGACGCGAACGCCGCGCAGGGUAGUGUGCAUAAAGGCGAAAUCCGAAAGCGUAAAGUGCUGAAACUUAUGAAUUGCUGAACUUUAGUGAAAAAUGUGAGAACUCCUUUGCUUGCUAUUAGCGUUUAGUGGGCAGUUGGCCGAAAAUUAUUAUGCUUAUGAUUAUUUUAGUUGGUAAGUGAGUUUAAAACAAAUGCUUGUUGAAUUCAGCCAUUUUUUGUAAUUGUUUGUUUGCACUUUUUGAAGUGCAGUUAUUUUAUUUAAUAUACAUAUGUAUAUAUGUAUGUAUAUAUUUUUUUUAUUUGAUUAGUAAUUAGGCAAACUUGUAGUAAUAUUCAAACGUACAUAUAAAUAUAGUGAAAAAAUCCUAAUUAUCGCUAAUUGCAAUUAGGCAAAGCAAAUAGAAAAGUGAAUUGAAAAAGUAUAGCAAAAUGUGUGUUAAAUACAUACAUACGUACAUUCAAAUCUAAACUGAUAAAUGAUAUUAAUGAAUUGUUUAACUUUUGCUUUAGUUUGUAUUAUUUAUAUAGUUUAAUUUUGUUAAGCCUUAAAGCUCUGUACUUUUAAGCAGCUAUGCAGCUGGAGGAAGUAUAAGCAAAAAACCGUAAAUUAAUACCAAAUUAUUUUAUAUGCAUAUAAUUAAUUAAUUAAAAUUAAACUAAAAUUUAAUGAACGAAAUAAUUAUAGUAAUAAAUAGCUGAAUACAGCGGUGCAAAACAAAAGCAAAAACAAAAACAACAUUUGAAGCUAACUAACUCGUUUUAAGUUAAAUACGUUUGUACAACUAUGUGAACGUUGAAUUUCAAAAGUUUAAUUUCAAAGCGCAAAAAUAUUUAUGCAUUACAUUUAAUGCUGUGGCGUCAAGCUACUAUCAUAGUUACUACAUAUUGUGCUUUAUUAUUUUUUUAACAUAUUUUUAUUGCUAAACGUAGUUGCAUGUAUGCACAUUGAAUAAAAGGAAUUUGCGUUUUCAUAACUUAACGCAAUGCACACAUACACUAUAUAUACUUUAUAUAUAUUAUACAUGCAUGCAUACAUCUGUACAUACAUAUCUCAAAACAUACUAAAAAGAAAUGUAAAGCGUUAAAUUAUGCGCAAGACUAAAUCACGGAGGUCACAAUUUUAAUUCAAAAAAUAUGCAAUUUCAUGGUUUUAAAAUUUACACCAGUUUACAGUCAUUUUGCGUCUGUUAUGUUAAAGGGUGCUUCUUGCUAAUUUUGUGUUGCUAAAACCGAAAAACAUACUAAAAAUUUCCUACCUCGUAGGAUUUUUUGUAGUAUAGUUUGGGGGUGUAGGGGUCAAACCGCCAGUGUUUACUAAAAUCAAAUUCGCAAACAGAACACCUUAAAUACCCCCUAGACCUCUUAGCACACCAGUCGCAAAAUUUUUCCCUCAGAUUUGUUGUGUAGUGUUAUUACCAUAUUACAUUACUGAUUCUGUAAAACUAAAUCACGGUUAUUAAUUUAAAAAAGUUGUGCAAUAUUUCAGAACUUUGGAAAUUAUAACUAUUUUUGUGACUAAUUGUGCAAAAAAUGCGCAAAAUUAAAUAUUAAUUUGAAACAAUAAUACAUUAAUACACAAUUUUUGUUAAGAAUUUUUUUUUUAAUUUUAAGCGAAAUUCAAACGAAAAUUGGUUUUAUUAAAUAUUUUAAAAAUUUAACAUUUUAUAUAUACAUACAUAUAUGUAUGUAUGUAUGUACAUAUAUUUUAUUUUUUUAAAACCCAGAAAAAAUACGCAAUAUUAUCUUUUUGAACAAAAACAUAAAUAAUUUUCACAAUAGCCGUUUAACAUCACUCAAAAAUCUCAUUUAAAAAACUUUUCUAUAAUUUAAAAAAAAAAAAUUUUAAAAAUAUAAAAUUUUGGGCAAAAAUAAAAUAAUUUUUUAAAAAUAAACAAGAAGAAGAAAUUGCUGGAAAAUUAAAACACGCGUGCUCACUACAUUCGAAAUUGCAACAGUUUUUUUAAAUUAUUACAUUUAACAUAUGUAUAUUAGCAUAAAUUCAAACACUUUUAAAAUGCAAAAAAUUAUUGAAAUACAAAAAAUUAUUAAAAUGUUCAUUUAGCAAAAAUACAGAUUGGUUUUUAGAAAAUCACCAUAUUUAUAAAAAUAAUUUCAAAUAGUUUUGCAAAUUUAAAAAAAAUAUUUAUUUGACGCAUAAAAUAUAGUGGUACAAAAUUAAAUUACUCAGACGUCUGAUAUUAUCAUUAUUAACUAUUGUAAAAUUUCAUAAAUGAUAUAAAAAAAAUCUUAAAAUACAUAGAACUUAAUUUUAUACAAUAUAUUUAAAAAUGUUUGCAAAAAAGUAAUUGUAAUGAGAAGGAAUAACAAUUAACGCCAUUCAUAUGCAUCAAUAUAAAAAGUAAUAAUUUUUGUUGCAAAUACAUAUUUGAUCACUUAAGCACCCGAACUAAAAUAAUUUAAAUUGUCUAUGUUCUCAGAAUAACAUUCAGAAACAAUAGAGAAAACAUACAAUUUUAUAUAUAUUUAUGUAAAUAUGUAUACAUACACAUACAUACAGUUGCAUGUGUAUACAUGGCUGCUGUUUCAGAAAAGAAAAAUAAUUAAAUAAAAAAGUUAGAAAUAUAAAAGUAAACUUAUAUGAAAUGUAACUAUCAAGUACCUCCAGUGUUUUACGCGCAUAUUUUACACAUGUAUGUAUGUAGCUAUGUAUUGAAUAAAAUAUAUUUGUAUGUGCUACACACAUAAAUAGCAAUAGCAAUUAUAGUGCAUAGAUCGCAUAUGAAUAGAAAUGUAUGCGCAUGUAUGUAUGUAUUUUGAACAUCAACGAAUCACUUACAAGAAAAACGCAAGAGAAAUUGUGAAAAAAUAACAAUUUAAUAAACACUUACGUUGUUACAGUGGAAAAAUAUGUAACUAAAAGAAA